Molecule: messenger RNA, 1158 nt
Organism: Rhododendron vialii
Lineage: Eukaryota; Viridiplantae; Streptophyta; Magnoliopsida; Ericales; Ericaceae
Exons: 1
Coding region: 1-1158 (385 amino acids)
Source: RefSeq, a predicted model, not a curated record
AUGCGAAAACGAUAUCUAGAUGCAAUGACCCUUGUUCAAAGAUACGGCAAGCCUGAUUUAUUUCUAACCAUGACAUGCAAUCCAAACUGGCUAGAGAUCAGAGCAGAGUUAAAGCAACAUGAAGAAGUACAAAACAGGCCAGAUUUACUGUCAAGAAUAUUCCGAAGUAAAUUUCACUAUUUAUGCAAAGAAGUUGUCAAAAAAGAGCUCUUUGGCCCGGUAGCAGCCUAUACAUUUGCAACUGAAUUCCAAAAACGAGGGCUGCCGCAUGUACAUAUGCUAAUAGUGCUUAAAGGCGCCUACAAAAUAAGCACUGUUGACCUGGUUGAUUCUUUCAUUUCAGCUAAAAUACCAGACAAAGAUCAGCAGCCACAUUUGUAUGCAAUGGUCCUCAAGCAUAUGCUUCAUGGACCUUAUGGAGAAUUGAAUCUCCAAAAUGCAUGCAUGCACAAUAAUAAGUGCAAAAACCACUAUCCAAAAAAUUACUGUGCGGAAACUACCAUAUGUCCAGAUGGCUAUCCAAUAUACAUGAGGCGACCAAAUGGCGAAGAAGCAACAAUACGUGGCCAUAAGCUGGACAAUAGAUGGGUAGUGCCAUAUAAUCCCACUCUCCUGGCUAUGUUUGACUGCCACAUCAACAUUGAGGUUUGCUCUACCGUCAAAGCAGUCAAAUAUUUAUACAAAUACAUCUACAAAGGGUAUGAUAAGAUUAUGUAUCGUUUAGCCACCACAGACGAAGCACAGGGCAUAGAUGAAAUCAAGCAAUUCCAAGAUGCAAGAUGGAUUUCCCCACCAGAAGCAAUGUGGAGAAUCUAUCGACUGCCUUUGUACGAGAUGCAACCAGCUGUUAUAACUCUACAGCUGCACUUAGAAAAUCGCCAACCAACCAACUUCAACGACAACACUAAUUUACGAAAUAUAGCAGGAAAUACAUUCAUGCAGCGGACAAUGCUUACUCAGUUCUUUUGGAUGAAUGCCAAUGAUAAAAAAGCAAAGCACCGAAAACUAAUAUACCAAAAUUUUCCUGAAGAAUAUGUAUGGGACAGCCAAACAAGAGCAUGGCAUGAACGACAACAAAAAGAGGUCAUUGGCAGAAUCGCAACUGCAAAUCCAAAAGAAGGAGGAAGAUAUUAUUUAAGGCUUCUGCUAGCUCAUUGA